UAAGUCAGAACAGACUCACGACCCAAUUGAGAGCCUGGGAAGGAAGCCCUGCUGACUACAGGACUCCUGGGAGACAAUCCUGACCACAGGACCCCUGAAGGCACUGCUGACCACAGGACCCCUGGAGGCACUGCUGACCACAGGACCCCUGGAGGCACUGCUGACCACAGGACCCUUGGGAGGCACUGCUAACCACAGGACACUUGGGAAGUGCUGGGGUUCCUGGGCUCACCAGGGCUCGGUGAAGUUUGUCCAAAGACCAUCCGGGGACUGGGAAUCUCUCUCUCCAUGAUCUCCCCCUCCUGAAGAAAGCCCCACCACCACCAUGCUGAGUUUCUGGAACAUCAUCAGCGGGAGGACUUUCUCCAUCAUCCUGCUGUCCCUCAUGAUCCUCAUUGGCCUGGGCGGGCUGGUGGGGAACGGCCUCAUGCUCUGGCUCCUGGGCUUCAGAACCAAGCGGAACCCCUUCUCGGUCUACAUCCUGCACCUGGCGGGGGCCGACUUCCUCUUCCUGGGCUGCCAGACGGUGUUCGCCAUCCUCAGCUUCAGCCGGGGGCAGCAGCCGCUCUACCUGGUGGUCGCUUUCCUCUGGUUCGCCGCCGGCCUGGGCCUGCUGGUGGCCGUGAGCCUGGAGCAGUGUCUGGCCGCGCUCUUCCCCCGGUGGGGCGCCCGGCGGCCUAAGCACACGUCGGCCUGCACGUGCGCGCUGGUCUGGGCGCUGUCCCUGCCGCUGGUGCUGGUGCCGGCCCGCGCCUGCGGCUUACUGACCGGGGGCGGCUCGUGGCUUACCUGCUUCCGCUACCACGUGGUGAGCGUCAUUUGCAUGGGCCUGCUCUUCUCGGCUCUGUGCGUCUCCAGCGUGGUGCUGCUGGUGCGCGUGCAGUGCUGCUCCCAGAGCGGCCCGAAGCCCCCGUUCUACUGCUUCGUCCUCCAGCUGGUCCCCUUGUUCUUCUUCUGCGGACUCCCCUUCCUCAUCUACUGGACCGUGAAGAACACCUUGGGCUCCCUGGCGUCUUUUUUUUCUUUUUUCUUGUCCAUUGCCGAGCUCCUGGCCUGUGUGAACAGCAGCACCAAGCCCCUCAUUUACUUCUGCAAUGCGGGCCACAGGCAGGAUCUCCAAAGGGCCUGGGCAGGAGAGGGAAGAGCAGGUUCGCCGAGGCCCUGGAGAUGACCGCCUGAGCCCCGCCCCGCCCCCUCUGGGUUACCCAGCAAGCCCACCGGGAACAAAACCGCUUAGGGCAGAAUGUAAGCUCCUCGAGGGCAGGGACUGACUUAACUCUCUGGCUCUGUCUCGGGGUCUGAAACAGUAGCCUGGCGCACAUA
This is a messenger RNA of Antechinus flavipes (yellow-footed antechinus), 1323 nucleotides long. It is a transcript of the gene MRGPRG, whose product is annotated as MAS related GPR family member G. Gene Ontology annotation, biological process: G protein-coupled receptor signaling pathway. NCBI's taxonomy places the organism in Eukaryota, Metazoa, Chordata, Mammalia, Dasyuromorphia, Dasyuridae. The record is from RefSeq and is a predicted model, not a curated record. Gene Ontology annotation, cellular component: membrane. Gene Ontology annotation, molecular function: G protein-coupled receptor activity.